Messenger RNA from Lodderomyces elongisporus, 696 nucleotides. RefSeq lists its product as uncharacterized. Gene Ontology annotation, molecular function: mRNA binding. The transcript has a single exon. Lineage: Eukaryota; Fungi; Ascomycota; Pichiomycetes; Serinales; Debaryomycetaceae. The coding region runs from base 1 to 696 and encodes 231 amino acids. The record is from RefSeq and is a predicted model, not a curated record.
AUGGUUCUCAAACCGUCGUCUAGAAUGCCAUAUCCACCACCACCUCCUCCUCCUCCUCCACCGCCUGGCCAAAGACCUUCCUCACAACGGCCACUGAUAAAUUCACAAAAAAUAUCACCAUCAGCUCCAGUAAGAUCACCACCAGUAAAACCAUUAGCAAAACCACCACCUCCACCACCACCAAUACCACCACAUCGCGCUUCUAAACCUCCUCUUUCACAUCCGUCAAAAGUGGUAAAACCUCAAGGUAGUACUUUUGAUGGGAAACAUAUUAGUGCCAAGAAAGCAGCGAGUUUCCUUCACUCUGCACAAAAGAACCGUCAAACUAUAAGUCAAUCUUUAGCAACGGCAAAUCCUACCCCGCGAGUAGUUUCCAAAACAAACUUGAAUUCUUCCAAGUCAGAGCCCAAUUGGAACCCAAAGCAUUUUCGACUCUUUGUAGGCAAUUUGGGACCUGAUGCUACCGAUGAGUUACUACGCUCUGCAUUUAUCAAAUAUGCCACGCUAAGUAAUGUUUACGUGCCGAUGGACAAAGCCACGAAGAAACCUAAAGGGUUUGGGUUUGUUGCAUUUGCAAGUGCCGAUGAUUACUUGCAAGCAUUUAAGGAUAUGAAUGGCAAGUAUAUAGGACAAUACCCCGUACAAUUGAAAAGAGCUGAGUCUAGUGUUCCAAAGAAACACAAAAAUAAAAAAUAA